This is a messenger RNA of Dacryopinax primogenitus, 402 nucleotides long. RefSeq lists its product as uncharacterized. The record is from RefSeq and is a predicted model, not a curated record. Lineage: Eukaryota; Fungi; Basidiomycota; Dacrymycetes; Dacrymycetales; Dacrymycetaceae. The transcript is spliced from 2 exons. Bases 1 to 402 code for a protein of 133 amino acids.
AUGCCAACCCACAUGCUCACGCUGGGCAAGGAUCCCGCCAUCACGUACGCGUUCAUGGACCAGCUCGCCGCUGCUCGGCCGGGAAUGUACACCGCUUCCACUGCACACUCACCCGAUGAGUUCGAGACGUAUGCGAAGAAUGGGAAGAAUGACAUCGAUUUCGUCCUGUUGGGUGCCGCGCAGACGGAUGACCAAGUCAUAAACGCUAAGAGGAUCGUUGCAAAUGUUUGGGGAAGCGUGAAAGAGACCCUUAGGCAGGUUUUAUCAGACGGGGGCACAUUCAACACAGUCGUUUCGGUAUAUGAUCAUACUCGGUCCGUGCAACAUAGUUUGAUGUGGUCGAUGUGGAUCGUGACGCCUGGACGACCGACAACGGCGUUCCUCGGUGCAAAUGUGAGGUAG